CUGGGAGUUCUGCUGAUGACAUUUUCUCACCUGCAGGGCUCCUCCGAAGUGCCCUUUGAGGAGGCUGCUUCUCCCUCCAAAGGACUGAGCCUGAAUUUGCUGGAGCACUAUCUCCCGGGUGGGACAGCCCGCAGCCCCUCGCUGGAGGAAGAUGACGAUGACUGGAAUGAGAUGUACCAGCCUGCGGUUAUCGAGGCUGCUCACGAGUUCAGCUUCUCUGACUCGCUGUGCGCUGGGUCCUACUCUCCACUCACCCUGACUCCUGUUGAGCUUCCACACCAGGACAGUGUCCAGUUCACGCCAUCCGAGUGGCUCGUGGACGAGGAAGAAGGAGAAGAGAAGGAUUACGUCUUGGGCGACACAGCAGCACAAGCCGGGGCCCCUCGUGUCGAAGCUGACCCUCCAAAAGACCAUUUUGAUUUGGUGGGAGAGGUGCUGUAUCGAAGCCAGCUGCUGACCAAUGAGAAGCUACAGGAAGAAAACGCACGGCUCCGAAAGCAAAAUGAAGAAGUGGAGCAGUUGGUCAAGGCCCACGUGAAGCGGACCAAGAGGCUGCAGGAGGAGUUGGAGAGAAGAAAAAUCAAUGAAGAAAAGGAGACACGAGCAUUAGAAUCAAUGGUACAGCAUGUGGAAGAGAACCUCCAACAGAUGACGAAACGGGCGGUGAAAGCAGAGAACACAGUGACUAAGCUGAAGCAGGAAUUGGUUCUCUUACAGGCUGAGCUGCAGCAAUGGAAAUCGGAGAAUGAGAAGCUUCGAUCUGAAGAUUCCCUCGCUUUAAACUCUGUGAAAAGCAACGCCCGGCUUGCAUCAGACUAUCUCACAAAGGCAGCGCAGGAGGCAGAGAGCUCAGUAAAACAGCUGCUUUCUGGGACAGAAACUCUCCGUUUGGUGUCCAAUCUUCUAAAGUCCAUCGACAGAAUCUCCGAGCUGCCACACCAGGAUAAAGAUAAUGAUAGCUGACCCACAGGCAGGGGCUCACUGUAGCCUUUGGAACAUUCCCAGUCUGGUGAUGAACAGCACCCCCUGACUCUGAUCUGAACUGCCCUCUUUCACUUGGAACUGGAGACAUUGUGUCUGAGCCCUCAGUGUUUCUGAUAUCCUCGUGUCAUGUGUCUGUGAAGAUGAAAGGAUGACGAACAUACUUUAGAUGCACUGUUAAUAUCAGUGAGUAAAUCAAGUGUAAUCAGAGUGAAUCCUGCCUGCCCUUGUCGCUCUGUAAAAAUCCAAUUACUUGCAAGUGUUUUGUUUUAAGUGUAAUGUGAAUUAUAGAUGCAGUGUGGAACAGUAUGAGAAUACACAGGAGGAGGUGGGGAAUCAGCACCAUAGCAUAUUGGAGCUACUCCAAGGCUGCUCACUCCACCUCACCCCAAUCAGAUCCCCUUCAACUAAGAGUGUUCAGAACACAAGUAAGAGGAGACAGAGUUGAUCAUUCAGCCUGUCAGUCCCACUUUCCUCUCUGCUUAGAAUCAGUGCAAAUGAAUCCCCUCAGCCAGUGCCCCUCCUCUGCGCUUGACUCCCUGAGACACCGAAGAUCUCUCUAUCUCAGCCUUCAAUGUAUUCAACAAUGGAGCAUCAACAACUCUCUGGAGCAGACAAUUCCAAAGAUUCACAACCCCCUUUGCAGUGAAAAUGUUUCUCUUUGCCUUGAAUCUCAGUGAUUCCCUCUAAUGAGACUGCGAUCCUGGAUUACCGAGCCAGGAGAAAACUACCUGUUUGACUCAAACCCCUUCGGUAUCUUGCAUGUUCUCAUGAGAUCACUUCUCCAUCUCCUUGACCCCAGCAAAGAUCAGCCCAGUGGUUUCAGCCUCAUCAUGGGAAAAGCCCCUCAUCCCAUGGAUCAAUGUGGUGCCACCUCUGGUGGAAGUAUACCCUUUGUGAAAUAUGAAGACCACAACCGUGCCUAGUAUUCAAAUGCCCUGUAGUGGAGAUGCUGAGGAAUCCCAUGAUGUGAUCUGUCCUGCUGCUCCCCACAGGCUCUGGAGCUGCACAGACAUGAGGCUCCCAGAUGUGACCUUUGAUCUUUGUUUGACCAGCUCACCCCAACCACAGCAGCUCAAAGGCUUGUGUUCAGCUCCAGUCCGCAGGUGGUGCAGUGGAACUGGGAGAUUCCAACUGGUCCUGCUCACUAUCCAAUUCCCUACCUUGGGAAGGGGAGAAGGCGUGUGUUAGAGCACAGACAUAUGAGGAGCCAAUCAGCCCCUUGGGACAAUUUUAUCACCCAGUCAGACCCAAGGUAACCUGCAUUGUAACUCCAUUUUACCUGCUUCCGUUCCAUAGAACCUGUGUCUACCAAACAUGAAGCAGUCUGAGUUUUGAAAGAUCUGAUUGAUCUGGAAUAAAAGGGCAGAGUUCCAGAUUUCCACUCCCCUUUGCAUGAGGAUGUGCUCUCUGAUAUCAUCCUGAAAGGACCACCUCAGAUUGUAGCCUACUGCCCCUCGUUCAAGAUUAUGCCCCAGAGAGGAAAUAGUUUCUCUCCAUUGGUUCUGUCAGAUCCUUCAAUCACCUUAAAAACCUCGAAUAGGACACCUUUUCCUCCUCCCUCUGGGAGGAGAUACACAUGGAGAUUACGCAUCAGGCUUCAGUAAUUUUCUGGUGAACUGAGAUGACUGGCUCAAAGUCACAUGCCUUCUAAGAUUGCAACAUCAUGAAAAGAAUACAAUGGAUUUUCAGUGAAUUAUUCCUCACUCAACCAGUUUAAUAUAAAUUAUAUUUUUAAAAUGUAUUGAGAUACUAAUUUAACCUUUUGUCUAACAUACUCAAAUAAUGGAAUUAACUUGGACUACAAUUGAAUAAACAAACCGUCUGGAUUUGGGGUAAA
This is a messenger RNA of Chiloscyllium plagiosum (whitespotted bambooshark), 2821 nucleotides long. The record is from RefSeq and is a predicted model, not a curated record. Lineage: Eukaryota; Metazoa; Chordata; Chondrichthyes; Orectolobiformes; Hemiscylliidae.